AUGCAGGGCAUUAAGACGACUGCGAACAAGAAGGUGGAGAAGAACAAAAGAGAUGCGGCGAAGGAUAGCGUACCUAGUAUCGACGAUGUUGAACUAGACCUAGAGAGAGAAGAUAAAGUACCAGUAUACGAAGAUCAACGCGCACCUAAAGAAGCCUGGCGUAACCCAGGCGGCGUUCCUCCGCGCAGCCUCCGCGCAGCCUCCGCGUCGUUCCACAACCCACCCAAGACGCUCAACGCCCGCCAACUGUCCGCUUUCCGCAGCAAGAAAGGCGCUGUAAAUGGCAACACAUCCGUCAUCUUCUAUGGUGCGUACGUCUACUUUGAGAAGCUGCGCAUCAAAGAGGUAAAGCCUAAGGGCAAGAAAGGCAGGAGGAGAUUCAUGCCAGGACUGGCGGUAUAG
This is a messenger RNA of Alternaria rosae, 402 nucleotides long. RefSeq lists its product as uncharacterized. The transcript has 2 exons. The record is from RefSeq and is a predicted model, not a curated record. The coding region runs from base 1 to 402 and encodes 133 amino acids. NCBI's taxonomy places the organism in Eukaryota, Fungi, Ascomycota, Dothideomycetes, Pleosporales, Pleosporaceae.